AUGUCCAAAGUGUUUAUUACAGGUGCUUCCGGCUUCAUUGCACAGCACAUCGUAAAAUUGUUCAUCGACAAUGGUUAUAGUGUCAUUGGAACGGUAAGAUCCAUCGAGAAAGGGGAAGCUCUUAAGACCAAUUUGAAUGUUGGAGAUCGUUUCCAAUACGAAAUUGUGGCAGAGAUUAGCAGCCCAGACGCAUUUGAUGAAGCUCUCGCCAAGCAUUCUGGCGUUAAAUAUUUGUUGCACACUGCAUCGCCAUUUUUCUAUGAUUCCACCGAUCCAGAGCAUGAUUUGGUGAUACCAGCGAUCAAUGGUACCAAGAAUGUGCUCAAUGCUAUCAAGAAAUUCCGUCCUGAGAUCGAAAAAGUUAUUAUCACCUCUUCAGAUGCUGCCAUCUACUCUUCUGUUGACGAACAAAAUCCCGCUCUUUCUUUUGACGAAACCAGCUGGAACAACAUUACGUACGAAGAGGCAAUAAAAGACCCAAUUGCAGCUUACUAUGGAGCAAAGUCUUUCGCUGAAAAGUUGGCCUGGAAAUUCUUGGAAGACGAGAAACCAAGCUUCAAGAUAAUUUCAGUUAACCCUGUCUAUGUGUUUGGUCCUCAGGCUUUUGAAAGUGAAGUCAAGGAAAAGCUCAACACUUCCAAUGAACUUAUUCAUUCCCUUAUUAAGUUGGGGCCUAACGACACUUUUGAUGUUGACAAGGGCGGUUUCAUCGAUGUGAGAGAUGUCGCCAAAGCUCAUUUGGCUGCUGUUGAGAAUGAUAAUCUCAUUGGCAAACGUUUGUACAUGACAAACGGACACUUUAGUACUCAAAUGAUGGUUGAUAUCUUGAACAAGAACUUUGACAAUUUGAGAGGUAAGAUUCCUGUUGGAAAGCCAGGUACUGGAUCGGAAGACAUCAAGACCCUAGCUAAGGUGAGUAAUAGAACCACGAAAAAGUUACUUGGUUGGGAGUUCAUUACGUUAGACAAGAUUGUUGUUGAUACAGUGACACAGAUACAAAAGGUUAGAAGCAAAUUAUAG
This is a messenger RNA of Scheffersomyces stipitis CBS 6054, 1020 nucleotides long. It is a transcript of the gene GRP1, whose product is annotated as Grp1p. The transcript has a single exon. Gene Ontology annotation, molecular function: oxidoreductase activity, acting on the CH-OH group of donors, NAD or NADP as acceptor. The coding region runs from base 1 to 1020 and encodes 339 amino acids. The record is from RefSeq and is a predicted model, not a curated record. Lineage: Eukaryota; Fungi; Ascomycota; Pichiomycetes; Serinales; Debaryomycetaceae.